Messenger RNA from Panicum virgatum (switchgrass), 1036 nucleotides. RefSeq lists its product as uncharacterized. The coding region runs from base 331 to 789 and encodes 152 amino acids. The record is from RefSeq and is a predicted model, not a curated record. The transcript has 3 exons. Lineage: Eukaryota; Viridiplantae; Streptophyta; Magnoliopsida; Poales; Poaceae.
UAUCUGGGGUGUUACAUCCUCCACAUCCGGGGCUGCUUCAUCUGGACGGAGGAGACCGCGCGGGCCGGCUCGCUGGCGACCAUCCGGGCGCCGGCGCUGGAGGAGCUGGCGUGCCCCCGCACGCGCGGCACGGAGCUUGUCGAGCUCGAUGGGUGCACGAGCGUGCGGCUCCGCGGCAAGGUUUGCGUCAGGUCGCACCUGCGCCCCUGGUGCGACGCCGGCGAGAACGACUUCGCCGUCGAGCUGCUGCGGAGCUGCAGCUCCGCUCACCGCCUCCACGUCUGCCUCGAGACCCCACCGAGAGACUGGCUGAACCUGGAGGAAGACGUGAUGGCGGAGAUACCGGACCUCCCUCACGUCACGGACCUGACCGUGGAAGUGAGCUCACCGGGCCGCCACGCCUUCGGCGCCGGCGUGGCCAACCUCCUCGCGCGGUGCGUCAACCUCCAGCGCCUCCGCGUAGACCUCGUCGACGGCAUGGAGUUCAGGCGGAAACACCCGUGCCUCCGCGAGGGCUGCGCCUGCGACGAGCCGGGCGAGCUGGCGGGACGAGAGGAUCGCGCGGCCGCACCUCCGCGAGGCGGCGUUCGGCGGCUUCGCCGCGUGCUACCACCUGGCGCCGCUGCUGCUCGCGGGCGCCCCGGGCCUCGAGGCGAUGACCGUGGCCGCCAACGGCCGCGAGCUCGCCUUGCUCGGGAAGAGAUGGCGGCCACGGAUGAGGCUGGAGAGAAUCCUGGAGUCGCGGCUGCCUCGCUCUCGGGGGAGGUGGGCGGCCUCCUGCAAAGGUGAUGCCGCAGGUGCGCCAGCAUACCGGUGGGCUCCGGCCAUAGCUGGUGGAAUGUAGUGAGUUAGCAUUAGGGCAAAGGCAAUGUUAAAAGGUAAACCUUAGCAUUAGGGCAAACCAUUGCACCUUCUCUCUGCUCUCAAUCGGAGUUUGAAUGGUUGGUUGGAAAUGAGGUGACAGAAUACGGUUGAAGAUGUGGCAGGAAUGGUUUUUAUUUAGGAAUGCAAGCGUUUGCUUUGGACUUUGUUCUCC